AUGCUUCGUCACGCCUCUUGGAGGGAGCACCAGACGGUCACAGUGCAGAUAUCAGGAAUGAUGAACAGCCGCGCGCUUUGCCUCUACAUCGCGCUCCUCUACCCGAUUCCCAAAACAUUGACGGAAUACUCAACCAAUACUGACUCGGAGUACGAGUUUGGGGAUUACCGGGGCAAGUGGUGCUUAGACGACCACGGAUUUGUGUAUAGCAUCGGGGAGGUGUACUAUCCCAGUCCAUCUGCUUGUCCGUGCACCUGCACUGAAGACGGACCCGUGUGCAUACGACCCAAGUGUCCUCGCAUUCAUCCUCGAUGUACGCGGAUUAAAUACAAAUCCUGCUGUCCAGUGUGUGAGGCAGUUAGCAAAGUGUGUGUAUAUGGUGGCAAAAUGUACAGAAUAUUCGAGGAAUUCAGGUUGUCACGCUGUGAGAGAUGUCGUUGUGAGCCCAACAGGGAGGUGUAUUGUUCCAUCUCUGACUGUCCUGCACCACACUGUGUCAACCCUACAUAUGAGCCCAACCACUGCUGUCCUGUCUGCUACACUGGGCCCAAUUGUUUUGUGGGCGACAGAGUGAUCUUGGCAGGGGAGCGGGUGGAGAUAGACAAGCAGACUGUGUGUUACUGCACCUACCGGGACGGCACCUGGCAGAUGCACCCCCAUGCCACCUGCGAGCAGCGCCCGCUGCCGGACCCCGAUCUCAACCCCAGCCCCUCUGAGCCCCCUGAGGAAGACGAGACCAAGCAGAUGGACAGGGACUUCCGCCCCAGGCUGGACUGGAUCCCGUGAGCAGGCAGGAGGGUGGGUGUGAGAGGGUAAUAGUGCGCCAAGGGGAAACGGGGAGAUGAUGGGGCAGGUUGUUUUCCGUGCCCUGCUGAGUGCAGUCUGCAUAGGGCUUAGGGCCAGGGAUGACCUACUACACCACAUUAUACAACCACAAUAACAUUACUUGUAGUAGUGUUUAUGCAAUAUUAUAUACAACUUUGCACACAGGGACAAUGUAUGGUGCACAUUCAAGACAAUACACAACUAUUAACAUAUAGUUUGUUGAAAUUCAUUUGUCUCAUUUUCCUUCACUUGCAGUAGUCUGGUUUUGUCAUCAAAGGGCUGGUGUAAGUGGACACUUAGAGUUGGUGGCAACAUUCACCCUUUUAUUAAUCUCAGGUUUACACUAGUGCACAUUAACGUUGCACUGUAUAUUUCUCUUUUGACUACUGUUGUU
This is a messenger RNA of Oncorhynchus kisutch (coho salmon), 1219 nucleotides long. Its product is annotated as von Willebrand factor C domain-containing protein 2-like. The coding region runs from base 1 to 786 and encodes 261 amino acids. The record is from RefSeq and is a predicted model, not a curated record. Lineage: Eukaryota; Metazoa; Chordata; Actinopteri; Salmoniformes; Salmonidae. Gene Ontology annotation, molecular function: protein binding. The transcript is spliced from 3 exons. Gene Ontology annotation, cellular component: AMPA glutamate receptor complex. Gene Ontology annotation, biological process: negative regulation of BMP signaling pathway.